AAUUGAUGUAAAUCAAGUAGACUAAGUACUUACACUUGUUUUGUACGACUGUUGACAAAAUCCACAGUAUAGUAAAUACAAACCAUCAAAGCCUUCGUUAAAAUAAACAUUGUCUUCUGAUCUGAGAAUUCAAUGAGUAAAAAUGGGAUAUGUGCAUUUUACUAUUUUAUUAAGCUUGGAGUUAUUAAUUGGAGUGAAGUCAAUGACGGAACCAUUGUGUGGAUGUCGAUCAGACUUUGAAUACAAGGUUUUGGACAGGAUUAAUAGACUCGAGCAAAGACAAGACCAACAAGAGACAGCUGGUCGGAGCCGUGAUAAUUCCAUUGUUGGUUUACAGAAUGCCAUACAGACGGAAACCCACACUUCAUGCAAGGAUGGAUGGGUGGCAUUCAAUGGUUCCUGCUAUGUAUUUGGAGACAGCAACCUUAAUUUUAUAUCAGCAGAGCUUUACUGCCGACAAUAUGGAGGACAAUUAGUGCGCGUGGAUUCAGCUGUAGAAAACGCGUUCCUGAAAGCAUUUUUACUUAAACACCAUAAACAACAUUCGUGGGUCGGAAUUCAGGAUACGGAAGUAGAGGGGAUUUGGAAGCUCUUCGGCACCAACACACUGGCUCCGUUUACGGAUUUUAGGCCUGGGGACGGUGGUGACCACGACGCCGAAGAUUGCGCUGUGUUUCAGAACAGCGACGACAUGUUGUGGGUGGAUGUUAGAUGUAGAUUUCAAUGUAGACCUAUCUGUGAAAUGCCUGGUUUCAAUUAAAGAGGAAGAUGACGCUUUAAACCGGAAACAUCAUCCUAAUCCAGGAUGGAAGAUAUUUUGACAUUAUUUAGCACUUUGUAUUGAACGAAAAAUUAACUAA
This is a messenger RNA of Mya arenaria, 860 nucleotides long. RefSeq names its product perlucin-like protein. The record is from RefSeq and is a predicted model, not a curated record. The coding region runs from base 143 to 760 and encodes 205 amino acids. Lineage: Eukaryota; Metazoa; Mollusca; Bivalvia; Myida; Myidae. The transcript has 7 exons.